This is a messenger RNA of Oldenlandia corymbosa var. corymbosa, 1650 nucleotides long. The record is from the annotation of a GenBank genome assembly. NCBI's taxonomy places the organism in Eukaryota, Viridiplantae, Streptophyta, Magnoliopsida, Gentianales, Rubiaceae.
UUACGCCUUGUCCUCUUCAAACUCAACUCCCCCCAUUUCGUCUCGCUUUUCCUCUCCCUCACCAAAAAAGAAGGGAAAAAAAAAUAAAGAGAUAACGAAAUCCCGGAAAAAUUAGAAAAAAGGUGAAACCAAGAAAAACGUUUACGUUGCUUUUAAUUGUUCCUUCAAUCAGUCGUCUCGUUCGUUCCGUUUCGUUUUUUUUUUUUUGGGUUAAAAUUCUACGGCAUAGAUGGAAGCUUCAUCGGAGUUUUUUGUCGGCGGCUAUUAUGGCCAUACCGGAGGGGCGGAAUUCGAGCAGAAGCCGUUCGAUAAUAUUAGCUCUAACAACAACAACAACAACAAUUUUGCGGUGGACGACCUGUUGGAUUUGCCCAAGGAAGACGAGAUUAUGACCGACGCGUUUUUCGAUAGCAUUACGGGGAAUUCUGGCGAGUCUUCUCUAACCGUCGUUGACAGCUGUAACUCUUCUGUCUCCGGUGGUGACGUCGGCCAGUUCAACGGUGAUAUUAGUUGCCGUAGCUUCACUGACACUCAAUUCUCCGGCAGCGAGCUCUGUGUUCCGUAUGACGACUUGGCUGAGCUUGAAUGGCUCUCGAAUUUUGUGGAGGAAUCAUUCUCCAGCGACGACCUUCACAACCUCCACCUCAUCUCUCCCACCACAAAUUCAAAACCUCCCUCCGCCGUUGCCGCCGCCGCCACCACCGACACCUCCUCCUCCGCCACCAACAACAGUAAUUCAUCCCCAAUUUUCCCCGGCGACGUCUCCGUUCCCGGGAAAGCCCGGAGCAAGCGUUCCCGGGCGGCCCCAUGCAAAUGGGCGUCCCGCCUCCUCCUCCUCGCAUCCCCCACCACGUCAUCCUCCGAGGCCAAUUACGGCGAGCACCACUGCAACAACACUCCGAAUAACCCGCUGAAUGUCACCAUCAAAUUGAAGGCUCCCAAGGCCGCGCCGUCGAAGAAAAGAGAGGCGGUGGAGUCUCCGGGUCGGAAAUGCCUCCAUUGCGGGUCGGACAAGACCCCUCAGUGGAGAACCGGACCAAUGGGGCCCAAGACGCUGUGCAAUGCGUGUGGCGUCCGUUACAAGUCGGGUCGGUUGGUGCCCGAAUACAGGCCGGCCGCCAGCCCCACCUUCGUGUCGGCGAAGCACUCGAAUUCUCACCGGAAGGUGCUGGAGCUCCGGCGACAGAAGGAGAUGCAGAGGCAACAUCAGCAACAGCAACAGUUGCUCAGUCAAGCCUCCAUGUUUGGGGUAUCCAACGGCGGAGAUGAUUUCUUGAUCCAUCAUCACCAUCCACAUCAGCAAAACGUGGGCCCUGAUUAUAGGUUAAUGAUCUAAUGUUGCUCGUUGGUGUACGGCAAAAUUUUGAGGUGCACCAGCAGCCAAAAAAUUUUCCCCACUUCACUUUCACUACUAGAAACUAGCUAGUGGCCAGCAAGAACUAUGCUCUUUUAGAUAUUUUUAAAUUUUUUUGACUGAGGUUAAAAACAUUAGAUUCCCAGAAAAAAAAAAAAAGAUGGGGUAAAAUUUCAGGUUUUUGGAUAAACUGAGGUGACCAAUUGGAGGGAGAAUUCAGAUUAUGGUUAAUUUAAUUGUAGACUUGUGUAAUUUCUUGCUAAUUUUGGUUAUUAUAAUUUGUUAGAUUUUUUCCC